GCGACUGAGUAUCUCAGACUUCAGGUACGCAGACGAGAAGACAGGCAGGAUGCAGAAAGCAGUGGUUCUGGUUUCUCUGCUGCUCCUGGGAUGGACCUGGACCCUGCAGGGGCUCCCGGUUCUCCCAGAACCUCUUUACCCGACGCAGGAGAACUUUAAUAUCAGCCGGUUUUUGGGAACAUGGCAUGACGUUGCCGUGGCGAGUACGUGUGCUUACAUGCAGCGCAACAGAGGAGAGGCAGCCAUCGGUAAGCUGGUUCUGCAGAGAGGCGCCACUGAAAGCAAACUCAAGACGACUAAAACUAAGCUCAGAGGUGGAACAUGUCAGGAGAUGACCGUGGACUAUGAGCUGACAAGCACACCAGGACGAUUCUUCUACCACAUUGCAAAGUGGGGGGCGGACGUGGAUGCCUACGUUGUUCACACCAACUACGACGAGUAUGCCAUCGUCAUAAUGAGCAAAGCCAAGUCCACGGGCGCUAAGAGCACCGGAGUGAAGCUUUACAGUAGAACCAAGACUGUAAGAGACACUGUGCUGGAAGACUUCAAAAGACUGGUCAGAGAACAGGGAAUGAGUGACGACACUAUUGUCAUUAAAAAGGACAAAGGUGACUGUGUUCCCGGACAGCAGGUGGCAGAACCUUCAGCUAGGCCUGUGUCCCAGCGGGUGAGGAGAACUCUAGUUCCCACUCUGGCUACUGUAGAUGUGGAGGGCUCUGGUGACGACACACCUUCGUUCAACGGAACCGAGUCUUGCAAAGCAGAACCAGAAACAGGACCCUGCUUUGGGAUGCAUCAGCGUUACUACUACAACUCCACCUCAAUGAGCUGUGAAAUGUUCAAGUAUGGAGGGUGUCUGGGCAACCAGAACAACUUUGAAAGCGAGAGAGAGUGUCUCCAGAGAUGUCGCACCGAGGCUGCAUGCCGUUUGCCAAUGGCAGCUCAAUCCUGCACAGGACAUCCUCCUAUCUGGGCCUUUGACUCCUCCAUCGGUCUGUGUGUGCAAUACAAGAAGGACUUCUGCCAGGGCAAUGGCAACAAGUUCUACAGCAAGUCAGAGUGUGAAGAGUACUGCGGGGUGGUGAAAGAUGGAGAUGAUCUCCCGAAGUCUAACUGAAUGAACUGACGAGACGUCACUGCUCACCUGGAGUCCUUAUCCAGAAAUACUAGAGCUGGCAUCAUUUAAAGUGCACUAUUAAGAAAUAUCAUUUGCUCUCAGCACUGAUAUAUCACAACAGCUCCUCAAUAAAACAAAUCAGUUCUCUGUU
Messenger RNA from Acanthochromis polyacanthus (spiny chromis), 1268 nucleotides. It is a transcript of the gene ambp, whose product is annotated as alpha-1-microglobulin/bikunin precursor. The record is from RefSeq and is a predicted model, not a curated record. The transcript has 10 exons. Bases 50 to 1117 code for a protein of 355 amino acids. Lineage: Eukaryota; Metazoa; Chordata; Actinopteri; Pomacentridae. Gene Ontology annotation, molecular function: serine-type endopeptidase inhibitor activity. Gene Ontology annotation, cellular component: cell surface; plasma membrane.